CAACCAGCCCAGCCUCCCUCCUUUUCUUCCUAAUUUGAAUUUCAAAAUAAAGCACACAAGUUUCUCAUUCCGAUUCCCUAAAACAAACAGAGGGAAAUAACCGUUGUUAGUCCAAAGAACUCAUUCUAUCGUAUCUAGGUUUUGCUCCCUCCUCUGCCCUCCCCUCCCCUCCCCUACAGAUUGGAUCGGAUCAUCAACAGAAAAGAAAAAAAAUGGAAAAGUAUGAGAAACUGGAGAAGGUAGGCGAAGGCACAUACGGCAAAGUGUACAAAGCCAAAGACAAAGUAACAGGGCAAAUAGUCGCCCUCAAGAAAACACGACUUGAAAUGGACGAAGAAGGCGUUCCUCCUACCGCUCUUCGCGAGGUUUCUCUCCUUCAAAUGCUCUCUCAAUCUCUCUACGUCGUCCGCCUCCUCUCCGUCGAACACGUUGACGCCAAUAGCACCAACUCCAAUCUUGAUGACUCCAAUCCCUCCAAGCGCAACCACAACAACAACAACAAAUCCAAUCUCUACUUGGUUUUCGAAUAUCUCGACACGGAUCUCAAGAAAUUCAUCGAUUCUCACCGCAAAGGUGCCAACCCUAGGCCUCUCUCGCCUUCGCUGAUACAGAGUUUUCUCUUCCAGCUUUGCAAGGGAGUUGCUCACUGUCACAGCCACGGUGUGCUUCACCGCGAUCUCAAGCCUCAGAAUCUGCUUCUUGAUCAGGAGAAAGGGAUUCUUAAGAUUGCUGAUUUGGGAUUAGGUCGUGCUUUUACUGUGCCUCUUAAGAGUUAUACCCACGAGAUUGUUACUCUUUGGUACAGGGCUCCCGAGGUGUUGCUUGGUUCCACUCAUUAUUCCACUGGCGUCGAUAUGUGGUCCGUCGGUUGCAUCUUCGCUGAAAUGUCAAGAAGGCAAGCUCUGUUUCCCGGUGACUCAGAGUUUCAACAGUUGCUUCAUAUUUUCAGGCUGCUGGGAACACCGACUGAAGAGCAGUGGCCAGGAGUUACUGCUCUCAGAGAUUGGCAUGUCUAUCCGAAAUGGGAGCCUCAAAACCUUGCCCGGGUUGUCCCGUCACUGGGACCUCAAGGGGUGGACCUCUUAUCGAAGAUGCUCAAGUAUGAUCCAGCUGAAAGGAUCUCGGCCAAAGCAGCCAUGGAUCAUCCCUAUUUCGACAGCCUUGACAAGUCUCAAUUCUGAAGCUGAUUACCUGGCUAUAAGAUUUUGGGAGCUGUAGCUUUCUGCUUCCAUCAUGCAUUUUAUAGGAGCGCUUCCCCGUGGUGAAGCUUUUCUUAAAAUAUGUUUGGUUCAUCCUCUCGGUGAUGUAACAUUUGAACUUUGUCAUCACGCAUAUGAUGUUUGCAAUUUAUGUUAACAAUCUCUAUGGCAUGCCAAGUUUGCAAAAUAUCAAUUGUUUUAAGAAUGAAAUUGAUCCCUGGUGAACUGCUGAUCAAGAUGAUUUAGAACUGUUCUGUAAGAAAUCAAGUAUAGAGUAUUCACUGGUAUAUGUAAGUGGCGAUUCAUUUUCA
This is a messenger RNA of Populus nigra (black poplar), 1510 nucleotides long. Its product is annotated as cyclin-dependent kinase B1-2. The record is from RefSeq and is a predicted model, not a curated record. The transcript has 4 exons. Gene Ontology annotation, cellular component: cytoplasm; nucleus; cyclin-dependent protein kinase holoenzyme complex. Gene Ontology annotation, biological process: regulation of G2/M transition of mitotic cell cycle; G1/S transition of mitotic cell cycle; signal transduction. The coding region runs from base 213 to 1181 and encodes 322 amino acids. Gene Ontology annotation, molecular function: cyclin-dependent protein serine/threonine kinase activity; cyclin binding; ATP binding. Lineage: Eukaryota; Viridiplantae; Streptophyta; Magnoliopsida; Malpighiales; Salicaceae.